Molecule: messenger RNA, 2014 nt
Organism: Ictalurus furcatus (blue catfish)
Lineage: Eukaryota; Metazoa; Chordata; Actinopteri; Siluriformes; Ictaluridae
Gene: ppp1r14c
Product: protein phosphatase 1, regulatory (inhibitor) subunit 14C
Exons: 4
Coding region: 41-466 (141 amino acids)
Biological process (GO): regulation of phosphorylation
Cellular component (GO): cytoplasm
Molecular function (GO): protein serine/threonine phosphatase inhibitor activity
Source: RefSeq, a predicted model, not a curated record
GCUGCUGCCGCCGCUGCUGUUUGAUCGUGACCUCUGCGCCAUGUCCGCCGCCAGCCCCGAGCCGUCCGCGCCGAUCCCCACGUCCCCGGGCCGGGUAUUCUUUCAGACGGCACCCGGGGUGGGCUGCGUGGGCAACGGCCCGGUGCCUCGGGACGACCCGGUGCAGAAGAAGCAGGGCAAAGUCACGGUGAAGUACGACCGGAAAGAGCUGCGGAAGAGACUUGUGCUGGAAGAGUGGAUCAUCGAGCAGCUGAGCGAGCUGUACGACUGCGAGGAAGAGGAGAUGCCUGAGGUUGAGAUAGACAUUGAUGAUCUUCUGGAGGUGAACAGUGAAGACGAGAGAGCUGUAAAAUUACAGGAAUCCCUCACAGACUGCUAUAAGCCAACAGAUGCUUUCGUGCAGGAGCUCCUCGGAAGGAUAAGGGGAAUGCGAAAACUCGGCGCUCCGCAGAAGAAAAGCCUUUAAGUGCUCAUGAAACGGCAACGACAAUCCAGCUACAAUGACUGACUUCAAGUCUCGAAAUCAAUCAUCCAGCCCACGCUCGGUUCACCCUUACCAGCUCCUCAUAGUCUGGACUACAAAUCCCAGACAGGACUCGAGUAUUUUUGCGUCCAGAAUUGAUAGAUCGUAGCGUUCACUUAGCACAGCCUGCCAUGACCUCAAAGGUUUUUAAAAGCCUAUAAUGUUAUUUACAUGACAAAAUGUUGGGGGUUUUUGUACAGUACAAUCCAAUUUCAUUUGCUUUUUUGUUUUUAUGUCUGAUUUUAUUGUAAGACAUUAGUGUCUUUUUACAGUAGGUAAAUUAUGUCGCCGGCUUUAAAGGUCAGAGGUUUGGAUUCAUCGUUCUUGAGUGAGCUGUUUAGGUUGAGCAAUUUGAUUCGUCUUCCCGACAUUCAUUUGAUAGUACAAUGUUACUAGCAUAUCAGUAUCUUUUUAUUUAUUUAUUUUUUAAGGAAUGUUAUACCUUUUGAGUCUUGUAGCUAAAGAAAUGUGACUGAAACAGUGUGUAAAGGGAAUUUUGUAGCUCAGUUUAGAUUUAAAAAGCAAAAAAAAAAAAACAAGAAAAGGCCUGUUUUAUGGCUGACGUAGCUACUGUAUAGUGGGUGCUAUAGAACCGUUUCAUUUAGAUAUUUUUAAGCGUUGUGUAUAAAUUAAUUUUAGUCUACACGUUUUAUUUCUCCUUCAGUUUUGUACAUAGGUUGCCAAAGAAUGCAAAAUGGUGGACUUUGUAUAAAGAGCCAUGACUGUAAGUGAACUUGUGUAACAUAAUCGCUAGUCUUCACCUCACAAGCGUCGCACUCCUGCUGUCCUGCUGAGACGAUAUUGUUCGAUAAACCCCGAAACGAUGGUGCUGUUACUGUUCCAACCACCCCCCCUCCCCCCCCACCCACCACCUUCUUUUUUUUUUUCACAAAAGCAAUGGCGGGAUCGCUUGGGCUUCAUGUAUUCCGAGGAGAUUUUUCUACUUGAUCUUGUGUUCAAGCUCCUCUCGUUCACUUUCUCAUCAACGGAUGGGCGAGAUAUCUCGUCCUAAUUUCAUAGUUUCCCCGUCUCAUUAAGGUAACUUGUUACGUGUUCAUUGGUGGACGAGACUGAGCAUCUCGGUGGAUUGGACAGGUUCCUUUCUCUGGGCCUGUUUUUAAUUAUAAGGUGAAUAUUUAUUUAUUUAACGGUCUUCUAUGUGUGCGUGUGUGUGUUUUAGAUAAUCAAGAAUUCUUCAGGGUUUUUCAGGGCUUUGGCUUAGCUUAUUAUUCUUUUUAAUGAAUUCUGUAAACAUUAGAAGAAAGGAGUCUAUAGUUUUGCAUGUGUUUCACUGGCAUGAAGGGAACUUUUUAGUCCAACGCUUCUGUAUAAUAUCAUUUGGGGUUUUUUUUUAUACUUUAAUAUUACUGUGUAUUAUGAAGCGCCGACAUUUUUAAAUAUCUGAUUUUAAGAAUUAAAAAAAAAAAUUUUUUUUUUGUUUUGCAUUGUUUUAAUUAUAAUAAAGUGAAAUGGACGUGCUGAUGGUUUGGA